Molecule: messenger RNA, 2819 nt
Organism: Lacerta agilis (Sand lizard)
Lineage: Eukaryota; Metazoa; Chordata; Lepidosauria; Squamata; Lacertidae
Gene: RALGPS1
Product: Ral GEF with PH domain and SH3 binding motif 1
Exons: 21
Coding region: 422-2170 (582 amino acids)
Biological process (GO): positive regulation of GTPase activity; Ras protein signal transduction
Cellular component (GO): plasma membrane
Molecular function (GO): guanyl-nucleotide exchange factor activity
Source: RefSeq, a predicted model, not a curated record
CUCCCUCCCUCCCUCGCCCGGCCGCGUUUGGCCUUGUCGGCGUCAGCGGCAGCUGUCGCUGCGGCGUAGGAAGCGAAGCGGUCUGGCGGCGGCUGUGGUGAGGUCUCUCCAAAGCCAGUCGGGCUCGGCCCUCUCGCUCUUCCUUCUCGUCUUCGUCAAGGGGGCCCCUGGUGGCCUCGAGGAGAAACCACGGGCGUUCUGGGCCGGUGGUGGCGGCGGCAGGUGGGGGCCACUGCUGCUGCCGCCGCGAGCCCCGCCCCUCCAGCAGAAAUGUCCAUUCUGAAAGAUGUGCUGCAAGACUUCAUUUGUGUUUGACUAUUGGUACUUAAAACUGGAAAGGAAAACACAUAAUGGCAGUUCUCCAUCCUUUUGUGUCACCAGUGGUGGCUGAGCUGAAAUUUCCUGCAUCCUAAAGAAGAGUAUGUAUAAAAGGAAUGGCCUCAUGGCCAACGUGACAGUGACCUCCGCCACACCAGAGGGCAGCAGCAGUUCUGACUCUCUGGAAGGACGGAGUUCAGAUUAUGCCCAUAAAAGCUAUGAUGCAGUUGUGUUUGACGUAUUGAAAGUAACUCCAGAGGAGUUUGCAAGUCAGAUUACAUUGAUGGAUAUGCCUGUGUUUAAAGCUAUUCAGCCAGAGGAACUAGCAAGUUGUGGAUGGAAUAAGAAGGAAAAACACAUACUUGCCCCCAAUGUUGUUGCCUUUACAAGGAGGUUUAAUCAGGUCAGUUUUUGGGUCGUACGAGAAAUUUUAACAGCACAGACAUUAAAAAUAAGGGCAGAAAUAUUGAGCCAUUUUGUGAAAAUAGCAAAGAAACUUCUAGAACUGAACAACCUUCAUUCCCUCAUGUCUGUGGUAUCAGCUCUGCAAAGCGCACCUAUUUUCAGACUGACAAAAACAUGGGCACUUUUGAAUCGCAAAGACAAGGCCACCUUUGAGAAGCUAGACUACUUAACGUCUAAGGAAGAUAAUUAUAAGAGGAUGCGGGAAUAUAUCAGAUGUUUAAAGAUGGUCCCCUGUAUUCCUUAUCUAGGGAUUUAUUUGUUGGAUUUAAUCUACAUUGAUUCAGCAUAUCCUGCUUCAGGCAGCAUCAUGGAGAACGAACAAAGAUCCAAUCAAAUGAACAAUAUCCUCCGAAUAAUUGCUGAUUUGCAAGUCUCCUGUAGCUACGAUCACCUUAUAACGUUACCCCAUGUGCAAAAAUACUUAAAGUCUGUCCGGUACAUUGAAGAGCUUCAAAAGUUUGUGGAAGACGACAACUACAAAUUAUCCUUAAGAAUUGAGCCAGGAAACAGCUCUCCACGACUGGUAUCUUCAAAGGAAGAUCUUGCAGGUCCGUCAGAGGUGUCAGCAGCUAUGAGGUUCAGCAGGAGACCAACUUGUCCUGAUGCCUCGGUGGCAGCCAGCCUGCCAACUCCUCCUGUACCACGACACAGGAAGAGUCACAGCCUGGGAAACAAUAUGAUGUGUCAGUUCAGUGUAGUUGAAAGUAAAAGCGCAACGUUCCCAACAGAGAAACCACGCCACCUGCUGGAUGACAGUGUGCUAGAGUCCCACAGUCCUGUCAGAAACAACACAUUAAACUCUGUUUUCACCAAUGGUAUUUCCAUAGGAAGCAGCGAAAGCUCAGAAUUUAGUGAGGAGCCUUCUUCAGGACUUGAAAGGGGUCGGUUGUACGCCACGCUGGGGCCCAACUGGCGGGUACCAAUUCGGAAUUCUCCCAGAAGUCGGAGCUGUGUCUACAGUCCAACAGGUGCCUGCAGCUGCGCAUCAGGGAGUUCCGUGGGGGUUGUUACCAUGGAAGGGCCUUUAAGAAGAAAGACAUUACUAAAAGAAGGCAGGAAGCCUACACUUUCCUCCUGGACUAGAUAUUGGGUAACCCUUUCAGGAUCUACUCUGAUCUACUUUGGAGCAAAGUCAUUAAGAGGCACUGAAAGAAAGCAUUAUAAAUCUACUCCGGGGAAAAAGGUUUCUAUUGUGGGCUGGAUGGUAGCACUGCCUGAUGACCCUGAACACCCUGAUAUUUUUCAGCUAAACAACCCAGAUAAAGGCAAUGUUUACAAGUUUCAGACUGGUUCAAGGUUUCAUGCAAUACUGUGGCACAAACAUUUGGAUGACGCAUGCAGAAGCAACAGGCCUCAGGUACCUGCAAACCUUAUGUCAUUUGAAUAACGUGCUCCAGUAUGUGAUGUGACUUCAAGUGCCAAACUGCAGGAUGGGAAAAUCAUUCCCACAGGAAAAUGGAGGAAGGGGACUCUAGAAUGAGCCAGCUGUCUGUAACAGUGACUUCAGCACUUUUCUUAUAUAACUUGAAAGUAAUUAUGACACAGCUUCUAAAAGCAGAAAGUGAAUGUUGUCCUUAGGACAGGAUCUAACUCAAUGCACUGAUGAGAGAGGUGUUUUAGACUGAUUGAAGAUACAACCUGCUUAGUGCAGGAUCCUUGACUUUAGCUUUGUGGUCACAGACUACCGUGGAUUUCUGUUCUGCCACAAACUGUGCAUCACAUCUUCUGCGGAUUUUUAUUUUAUUUUAUCUGCUCUUUUUAUUGUUGAGCUGCUUUAUGUGACUGAAGAACAUUUAGCCCAUGUUGGGUUUUCAAUUAUUUCUAAUGCACAAAAUGAUGACAGUGUUAACUUUGCUGCAAAGUGUCAAUUAGAAUAGGACAUUGUGGAACAACGUUUUUAUAACCUUAAGUGCACUGAGUUGCUUGGCAAUGUGGCUGCCUCAGAUUUUGUAUCAAACAUAGGGACAAACCAAUGUUCAUACCUGAGCUAUUUGAGAAAUGUGUAUUUUGGCACAAGAUAAACCACCUUCAAUUUA